This is a messenger RNA of Diabrotica balteata, 417 nucleotides long. Lineage: Eukaryota; Metazoa; Arthropoda; Insecta; Coleoptera; Chrysomelidae. The record is from the annotation of a GenBank genome assembly.
AUGAUCGCAGGGAAAAUUUCAAAUGCAGAUGCUCCCAAAAAGGCCUAUUUGAUGAUUGACAACCGCAUCCUAGACCCAGGCAAUCCAUUUAUUCCCGUUAAAGAGAACUCCGACCUUACCGUCUCAUGCGUCGUAGACGAAGGUAAUCCAAAACCUCAAUUAUACUGGGAAAUCGCCCUAGGUUCGUCGGCCUUACUGGAUAUCCCAGAAUUACCCCUUGAAGUGCUCAAUUUAACAGAGACAAUACGAGACCAAAAAGUGGGUGCCAGAACUGAUGCCAGACUUGGAAGAGUCCUACGAGGACACCAUAAUGCCACUUUAACUUGUUAUGUACGACAUAUUGCAUUGGACAAACCGCUUAAUGCUUCAGUCCUCUUAAAUGUUCAAUGCACGUGCACUAGAAGUUGUUAUUGUUAG